AGUUGGGUUGUGAAUUUGCUAAGCGAUCGAGGUACCAUUGUGAAUGCCACCUCGUACUAGAUCCACCACGAUGGGAGAUCCGCAACCGGGUGCGAGCACGAGUCUUAGUGUGGCGGGGGAUGAGUUGAAAAACUUGAUGGAAAAAAUUAUGACGGAUUUGAGGGAUCUAAAAGAAGGCCAAACCACAAUGCAUGUCACUCAAGAUGCUAUGUUCGGGGAUUUGAAGGAACUCAAGGUGAACCAAGCAUCCAUCCAUGAAAACCAAACUUUUCUCCACGACGAGCUCAACGCUUUGAAGGCCGUGCGACUAUCAAGGUCAAACACCCCUAGGAGCAAUCACACACAUCAUGAUGCCUCCGAGGGGAGUAAUGGAGAGGAAGAGCCAUAUGGUUGGUACGAUCAUGGGGGGCGUGGGGGACAAGGAGGAGAACGGAAUGGGAAUAGGAAUGGUAGGUUCGGGAACAUGAUGGGCGGAAGAGGGAAUGGAAACAUGGGGCACCAUGGGUGGAAUGGUAGGCAUGGAAGAUAUAGAAACUAUGAGGAGGAGAUGGAGCCGCGGUAUGAUGAUCCCACCAAGUCUAUCAAGCACACAUUUCCCGAGUUCCACGGCAAGUUUGAUCCCGAGGCCUACUUGGAAUGGGAGUCACAAAUGAGCAAAAUUUUCUCACUCCAUAACUUUUCGGAAGGUGAUAAGGUGAAGGUGGCAAUAGCCGAGUUUCGUGGCAAUGCGGAUACAUGGUGGAAUGAUACGAUGAGGAGGAGAAGGAUGGUUAGGGGAGGGGAAGUGGGUUCGUGGGCGGAGUUGUGUGAGCUCAUGAGGACUACCUUUGUACCAAAGUCCUAUUUCCUCCGACUUCGAGGGGAGUUUCAAGAUUUGAAGCAAGGGACGAAGAGCGUAAUGGAGUACUACUAUGAACUCCUAUCAUUGAUGAGCAAGGUAGGGGUGGAGGAGCGAGAAGAGGCGACUCAAGAUCGAUUUAUCCAUGGCCUUAACAUCAACUAG
This is a messenger RNA of Salvia splendens (bonfire salvia), 1003 nucleotides long. RefSeq lists its product as uncharacterized. The transcript has 2 exons. Lineage: Eukaryota; Viridiplantae; Streptophyta; Magnoliopsida; Lamiales; Lamiaceae. The record is from RefSeq and is a predicted model, not a curated record. Bases 44 to 1003 code for a protein of 319 amino acids.